Messenger RNA from Haemonchus placei, 291 nucleotides. The record is from the annotation of a GenBank genome assembly. Lineage: Eukaryota; Metazoa; Nematoda; Chromadorea; Rhabditida; Trichostrongylidae.
AUGGGAGGCAAAGAGGCAGGACGACGUGGAGUCAUCGCUGACGGCUGGAGAAGGUGCACGAAUGAUCGAGUAGGAACGAGUGAUAAUGACGAUUUCUACACGACAGAUCUUCUCGCAAAAGCGAUAUCACUCACGUUCGUCAAAUUGCCAGAUUUCAUUCACCGAUUAUACGUAUCAAGUGAUCAUGUCAAUGAACCGCUGGAAGGCAAAAAAGUCACAGUGAAAAGUACCGAUCGUUACCUGGAAAUGUACUUGCCGAAUGCUAUCCGUGUCGAUAUCGAUUCCUUGUAA